AUGUCGGCCAAGCCCAACAUGAAGCCCGCUGCGAAAAGUGGACAGAGAAGACAUUUUGGGGUCCAACUCGAACCCAGCCCUGGCGAGGUCUCUAUUGGUGAUUUUGGAGCUCCUUUGAUUAUUUCCGCUGCAAGUCGUCUUUGCUUCGCAUAUCCGACCGAAAAUGUACUUUGCGACGAGUUCGACACUUUCGGCAAUGUUAAUUGGAACGACAAUGCGAGAGCCGACCAGACAGCGUUACUUCCUACCGAGUUCAACCACGCAAAUGUUCCGAGUUGGAAUUACAAUUCAACAGGCGACACAGCAACCGCUUUCUUGGAUCCGUUCAUGAACUUCCAGAAUUUUACACCAUUCGAGGAGAAUACGACCUCUAGUGAUGAUAGGUAUAUUCAGGGUCUUUGGGAUGGAAUCGAUGCGGCCAUCAAUUUACACGGCCAGGAAACGGAUUUUCUCGUGUCGGCACCGAACACAAGUACGGAACAAGACUUUAUUUCCGGAGAGGUUGAUACAAACAUUGCUCUUAUUGGGCAACAAGCUACGCCUCCAGCUCUCCUCAUUGGAUCCUUCGCGAACCAUGUCGCCCUCGCCCCUCGUUUUGCUUGCAACUUCAUUGGUUGUGGUAAGACUUUUGGACGUCAAAGUGACUUGCAAGCGUCACAUGAAGAAGCAUGA
This is a messenger RNA of Botrytis byssoidea, 672 nucleotides long. RefSeq lists its product as uncharacterized. Lineage: Eukaryota; Fungi; Ascomycota; Leotiomycetes; Helotiales; Sclerotiniaceae. The coding region runs from base 1 to 672 and encodes 223 amino acids. The transcript is spliced from 2 exons. The record is from RefSeq and is a predicted model, not a curated record.